UUGGCACCGACAUCUCACACAUGAAGAGUGGAUUUAGCUAAAGAGAAGAAGAAGAAAGAGAAGAAGAAGAAGAAUUAGAAGAAGAAGAAGAAAAGAGAGUGUUUUGUUUUUGUCACACACCUCCUCGGAGUGUGAGUCUCCGCUCCUCCUCCUCCUCACACGGAUUCUUGCAGGUGGAGGAAAUGACAAGCGAGACGCCGGUGACAGCAGCGACGAUGCCGGGCUCGCUGUCGCUCUCGCUCUCGCACCGACAACCGGCUCCAGGUCACCGGCAGCACGGAGCUCCUGUCCCCGCAGAGACGGACACGAUGAUGAUGACGGUGAUGCCCGGCGCUGCUCCGCUGCUGCUCCCGCCUGGGAUUAUCAAUCCGUCGCUGCCAAUCCGGAAUAUCAGGAUGAAAUUUGCGGUUCUCGCCGGACUCAUUCAGGUCGGAGAGGUGAGCAACCGGGAUAUUGUUGAGACGGUGCUGAAUUUGUUGGUCGGGGGUGAGUUCGACAUGGAGACAAACUUCAUUAUCCAAGAGGCAGAGAGCAUCGGCUGCAUGGUGGAGCUGCUGGAGCACUGCAACGUCACGUGUCAGGCAGAAAUCUGGAGCAUGGUCACGGCCAUCCUUCGUAAAAGUUUUCGGAACCUGCAGACCAGCACCGAGGUGGGCCUCAUCGAGCAGGUGCUGCUCAGGAUGAGCUCCGUGGAAGACAUGAUUGCAGACUUGCUGGUGGACAUGGUGGGAGUUUUAUCCAGUUACAGCAUCACGGUUAAAGAGCUGAAGCUGCUCUUCAGCAUGCUGCGAGGGGAAGGAGGCGUCUGGCCGAGGCAUGCUGUCAAAAUGUUGUCAGUGCUGAAUCAGAUGCCCCAGAGACACGGUCCAGAUGCUUUCUUCAACUUCCCUGGUCGCAGUGCUGCAGCCAUCGCUUUACCUCCAAUCGCCAAGUGGCCUUAUCAGAGCGGGUUUACGUUAAACACCUGGUUCAGAAUGGAUCCGCUGAAUAACAUCAACGUGGACAAAGACAAACCCUAUCUCUACUGCUUUCGGACAAGCAAAGGCAUCGGCUACUCGUCACAUUUCGUCGGAAACUGCUUGAUCGUGACGUCGCUCAAGUCCAAAGGGAAAGGUUUCCAGCACUGUGUCAAGUACGACUUUCAGCCGAGGAAGUGGUACAUGAUCAGCAUCGUUCACAUCUACAGCCGCUGGAGGAACAGCGAAAUCAGAUGCUACGUCAACGGACAGCUCGUCUCGUACGGAGACAUGGCGUGGCACGUCAACACGAACGACAGUUAUGAUAAGUGCUUCCUCGGGUCCUCGGAGACGGCGGACGCUAACAGAGUGUUCUGCGGACAGCUGGGAGCCGUCUACAUCUUCAGCGAAGCCCUCAAUCCCGCGCAGAUAUUUGCAAUUCAUCAGCUCGGACCAGGCUACAAGAGCACGUUUAAGUUCAAGUCGGAGAGCGACAUCCAUUUGGCCGAGCAUCACAAGCUCGUGUUGUACGACGGCAAGUUGGCUGGCUCCAUCGCCUUCGCCUACAACGCCAAGGCCACGGACGCUCAGCUCUGCCUGGAGUCUUCGCCCAAAGAAAACGCCUCCAUCUUCGUGCACUCGCCGCACGCCCUCAUGCUGCAGGACGUGAAAGCCACGGUGACCUGCUCCAUCCACAGUGCCAUUCACUCCAUCGGAGGGAUCCAGGUUCUCUUCCCGCUCUUUGCCCAGCUGGACUUUCAUCAGCUGAACGACAGCCCGCUGGAAAACACAGUCUGUGCCACUCUCCUGGUGUUUCUACUGGAGCUGCUCAAGAGCUCCGUGGCCAUGCAGGAGCAGAUGCUGGGAGGAAAGGGCUUCUUGGUGAUUGGGUACCUGCUGGAAAAGUCGUCGCGCGCACACAUCUCCAGGUCCGUGCUGGAGCAGUUCCUGUCUUUUGCGAAGUAUCUGGACGGCCUGACACACGGCGCGCCCCUGCUGAAGCAGCUGUGCGACCAUGUCCUGUUCAACGCGGCCAUCUGGAUCCACACUCCUGCCAAGAUUCAGCUCUCUCUCUACACGUACCUGUCCGCUGAAUUCAUCGGCACGGCAACCAUCUAUAACGCCAUUCGCCGUGUGGGCACAGUGCUUCAGCUCAUGCAUUCACUCAAAUACUACUACUGGGCUGUAAACCCUGCAGACGGCAGUGGAAUCACGCCAAAGGGUCUGGAUGGUCCAAGGCCGACCCAGAAAGAAAUAAUUUCUCUGCGGGCGUUUAUGCUUCUCUUCCUCAAGCAGCUCAUCCUGAAGGACCAGGGUGUGAGGGAGGACGAGCUGCAGAGCAUCCUCAACUAUCUUCUAACGAUGCAGGAGGAUGAGAAUCUUCACGACGUCUUACAGCUGGUGGUCGCCCUCAUGUCUGAACACCCCGCCUCCAUGAUCCCUGCUUUUGACCAGAGACAUGGAAUACGAGUCAUCUACAAACUCGUGGCCUCAAAAAGUGAAAGCAUCCGAGUUCAGUCCCUCAAAGUGCUCGGGUACUUCCUCAAGCAUUUGGGCCACAAGAGGAAGGUGGAGAUCAUGCACACACACAGUCUCUUCACUCUCCUGGGAGAGCGGCUCAUGCUUCACACCAACACCGUCACGUUAACAACCUACAACACUCUCUACGAGAUUCUGACAGAGCAGGUGUGCACGCAGGUGGUGCACAAACCUCACACCGACCCGGACUCGACGGUCAAGAUUCAGAACCCAAUGAUUCUCAAGGUGGCCGCAACCAUCUUGAAGAACUCUGCCCCCAGUGCUGAGCUCAUGGAGGUUCGGCGACUCUUCCUCUCAGACAUGAUCAAACUGUUCAGCAACAGCCGAGAGAACAGACGGUGUCUACUCCAGUGCUCGGUGUGGCAGGACUGGAUGUUCUCACUCGGCUACAUCAAUCCGAAAAACUCUGACGAGCAGAAGGUCACAGAGAUGGUGUACAACAUCUUUCGCAUUCUGCUCUACCACGCCGUCAAGUACGAGUGGGGAGGCUGGCGUGUGUGGGUGGACACGCUCUCGAUAGCCCACUCUAAGGUGACAUAUGAGGCCCAUAAAGAAUAUUUGGCAAAGAUGUACGAAGAAUACCAGCGGCAGGAGGAAGAGAACAUAAAGAAAGGGAAGAAGGGGUUAGUGAGCACCAUCUCUGGCCUGUCUGCUCAGGCGUCAGGCAUCAAGGGUGCCAUAGAAAUGGACGAUAACUCCCACACACCUGAGAGUGACACGGACUAUGAGAGCGCCGACUCGCGCAACCUGCUCGCUGAAGGGGAGGCUUCUGAAGAGAGUCUGAUUGAAACGGAGGGUGCGGUAGACGGUGUCAGGGUUGAAGUUCAUGAACUUCUGGUGGACAUUAAGGCCGAGAAGGUGGAGGCUACGGAGGUUAAACUUGAAGACAUGGACUUGUCCUCUGAAACGUUGGUAGUUUCAGAGAAUGGAUCGCUGUUGGGGGUGGAUUCUCUGUUGGAUAAUGUUUAUUGUGCUGCGGUGGAAAAGCUCAACAGCAAUGCCAACAGCGUGUUGUUGCCAAAAGGCAGCAUGGACGAGCAGACCGCACCCCCCCUCAUUACGUUAGACGAUGACAAGGACGAUAUCGGCAACAACUUCCUGUUUGACAAGGUGACCGGCAGCAUGGAGGACAAGCUCCUGCCUGAUCUGACUCCAGCUGAGCCUCUGGUCCUGCCGAGCUUAAACCCUUCUGUGCACACCAGUGCCAGUGAUGAGCUGGGCCUUCUCGCUCACAUGACAGGCAGCUCUGGGCUUGGCUCUUUACCCAGCAUCCUGGAGAAGGAUGAGUUUGAACUGCAGGCCUUGGAGGGCAUCAGCGCCGUGGCUGGCGCUGAGACGAAGGCUGCCUCCAAAAGCCCAGAGGUCAGCGAGGGCUCAGCGGCAGCUGCGUGUGAUGUGGACCCAGCGGCUGCUAAGACCAGUCGUGCAGCAGAUGCAGUGAACAACAGCUCUGACACGGAGAGAUCAGACGAUGGCAAAGACAAGGAGAUGAAGAAGAUUCAGACAACGGCCACCACACAGGGUCUUCACGGCCACGUCGCCGCUCAAACGGAGAGGGACAUCCACGUGGACCUGGGCUUCAGGGCGACGCCUAUGACCGAGGAACAGCGACGUCAGUUCAGUCCCGGCCCGCGGACCACCAUGUUCCGCAUCCCAGAGUUCAAAUGGUCGACGAUGCACCAGAGGCUCCUCACUGACCUGCUGUUUGCUCUGGAGAGUGACGUCCAUGUUUGGAGGAGCCACUCCACCAAAUCUGUCAUGGACUUUGUUAACAGUAAUGAAAACAUCAUAUUUGUGCACAACACCAUCCACCUCAUUUCACAAAUGGUCGACAACAUCAUUAUUGCCUGCGGCGGGAUCUUACCUCUGCUCUCUGCGGCCACCUCUCCCACUACUGAGUUGGACAAUAUCGAGGCGACGCAGGGGAUGUCCUCAGAGACCGCCAUCACGUUCCUGUCCCGUCUCAUGGUCCUGGUGGACGUGCUGGUCUUCUCCAGUUCCCUGAACUUCAGUGAGAUCGAGGCAGAGAAGAACAUGUCCUCCGGUGGCCUGAUGCGUCAGUGCCUCAGACUCGUGUGUUGUGUGGCCGUGAGGAAUUGUCUGGAAUGCCGGCACAGACACAGCACCGCCGCGGCAAUUAAAUCCGCGGUUCCCAACAACAACAUUAAGACUCAGGAAAUCCUGCUAAACGCCGUGGCUUCCACCAAGGACCCUGACCGCCUCCUGCAGGACGUGGACAUUAAUCGUCUGCGAGCUGUGGUGUUCCGUGACGUGGACGACAGUAAACAAGCCCAGUUCCUGGCUCUGGCUGUGGUCUACUUUAUCUCUGUGCUCAUGGUCUCCAAGUACCGCGACAUCCUGGAGCCCCAGCGUGAAACUGCCAGGAGCAGCCAAUCGCACAGCUACGUCAUGCGUCAGGAGAUUAACUCCCCGUCCGGCACAGAAAUUCCGUUGGCAUUUGACAGCAGUAGUGAUCGUAUCGGACCUUCUGACGACGUCCUCCAUGUGCAGAACACUUUUCCCCGCACAGACUCUGGGAUUGGAGAGGAGCACCUCGUCCGCAUCCAGAAUGGUUCUGAUCCCGAUCACGGCAGUAACGGGCCGGCAGACAGCGUGAGCGAGCAAAUAUCCACGUUGUCCUCCGAAGUUAAGAAGUCCCUGGAGAGUCAGUGCGACACGGCCAGUGCAGAGUUGCUGAAACCGCCUCCGUCCAUCACAAGCGUCAGCCAGCCCAGCAAAGGCAUCAGCGUGAAGGACAUCCUGAAGAGCCUGGUCGCGGCUCCAGUGGAAGGAAUGGAGACUGGACUGGAGGCUUUGUCCUACCCGGACCCUGCUACCAAAGCUCAUGUCCAGGCCAAGUUGCCUAUGCAGUUCCACUCCUUUGACAGGAGUGUGGUGGUGCCUGUGAAGAAAACCUCACCUGGCAGCUCAGCAGUUAACACCUUAAGCAGCAGUGGCACAUCUGCGGGUCAGCCGCCGGGCAGCGCCACCAACCUCUUUGCCGCUGCCGCCGUGACCCCUAAAAGCAUGAUCAACACCACAGGACCCGCUGAUGCAGCUCCGUCAAACUCCUCCUCCUCAUCGUCGUCCAGUUUUGUAAAUGGAGCCACCAGUAAAAACCUCCCUGCUGUGCAGCCAGUGGCCCCCAUGCCUGAGGACACAGUAGAGAACAUGAGCAUUACGACUAAGCUGGAGCGAGCCUUGGAGAAGGUGGCGCCGCUGCUGAGAGAGAUCUUUGUGGACUUUGCACCUUUUCUGUCACGAACGCUGCUGGGGAGCCACGGUCAGGAGUUGCUCAUCGAAGGUCUCGUGUGCAUGAAGUCCAGCACCUCAGUGGUGGAGCUCGUCAUGCUGCUUUGCUCUCAGGAGUGGCAGAACUCCAUCCAGAAGAACGCCGGUCUCGCUUUCAUCGAGCUCAUCAACGAAGGAAGGUUGCUCUGCCACGCCAUGAAGGACCACAUCGUCCGGGUCGCCAACGAGGCCGAAUUUAUCCUGAACAGACAGCGAGCGGAGGACGUCCACAAACAUGCAGAGUUCGAGUCCAACAGUGCUCAGUACACCGCCGACAGAAAGGAGGAGGAGAAGAUGUGCGACCACCUGCUCAAUGCCUCCAAGCACAGAGACCACGUGACGGCCAAUCAGCUCAAUCAGAAGAUCAUCAACAUCCUCACCAACAAGCAUGGCGCCUGGGGAACGGUGGCCCAGAGUCAGCAUCACGACUUCUGGCGUCUCGAUUACUGGGAGGACGACCUGCGGAGGAGGCGGAGAUUUGUCAGGAACCCGUUUGGCUCCACCCACUUAGACGCCGCGUGCAAAUCACUGCAGGAAUAUGGCUUGGAGGAGGAGAAGGACGAGGUAGUCAGGUCCAAGAAGGUCGUCCACAUCCAGAACGUGUCCAGUCAGAACCCUGAGACCGAACUGAUGCUGGAUGGGGACGAUGACUCUGUCAGCCUGCUGCAGGAGAAGGAGAUGGACAACGUUGGUGGCCCGGUGGUUCUGAGCAGCCCGGCUCAGCUCGUGGCCCCGGUCCUGGUGGCGCGCGGGACCCUGUCCAUCACAAGCUCUGAGAUCUACUUCGAGGUGGACGAGGAUGACCCCGCCUUCAAGAGGGUCGACCCCAAGGUCUUGGCCUACACUGAGGGCUUACAUGGGAAGUGGAUGUUCAGUGAGAUCCGAGCAGUCUUCUCCAGACGUUUCCUCCUUCAGAACACGGCCAUAGAGGUUUUCAUGGCCAACAGAACGUCAGUCAUGUUCAACUUCCCUGACCAGGCCACAGUCAAGAAAGUGGUCUACAGUCUUCCACGAGUGGGAGUGGGCACCAGCUAUGGACUCCCACAGGCCAGACGUAUUUCGUUGGCGACACCUCGACAGCUUUUCAAAUCCUCCAACAUGACUCAGCGCUGGCAGAGGAGAGAGAUCUCCAACUUUGAGUACCUCACAUUUCUCAACACGAUUGCAGGGAGGACAUACAAUGACCUGAACCAGUACCCCGUCUUUCCAUGGGUCCUCACCAACUAUGACUCUGAGGAGCUGGACCUGACCUUGCCGGGAAACUUCAGAGAUCUCUCCAAGCCUGUCGGCGCUCUGAAUCCGAAGCGCGCCGCGUUCUAUGCCGAGCGCUACGAGACGUGGGAGGACGACCAGACGCCGCCUUGCCAUUACAACUCCCACUACUCCACCGCUGCCUCCGCCCUGCACUGGCUUGUCAGAAUAGAGCCGUUCACCACAUUUUUCCUCAGUUCCAGUGACAACAAAUUUGACCAUCCCGAUCGCACCUUUUCAGGCAUCGCCCGCUCCUGGAGAAACUGUCAGAGGGACACGUCUGAUGUGAAGGAGCUGACCCCUGAGUUCUACUACCUCCCAGAGAUGUUCGUGAACAGCAGCAGCUACCACCUGGGGAUGAGGGACGACAGGACCAUGGUCUGUGACGUGGACUUACCAGCCUGGGCCCAGAAACCUGAAGACCUCGUCAGGAUCAACAGGAUGGCCCUGGAAAGCGAGUUUGUGUCGUGUCAGCUGCAUCAGUGGAUUGACCUUAUUUUCGGCUACAAGCAGCGAGGUCCAGAGGCGGUGCGCGCCCUCAACGUCUUCCACUACCUGACGUACGAGGGCUCGGUCAACCUGGACACUAUCACUGACCCUUCGCUCAGAGAGGCCACAGAGGCUCAGAUCCAGAGGUUUGGACAGACGCCAUCUCAGUUGCUUAUCGAGCCACAUCCUCCACGCAGCUCUGCCAUGCACCUGAGUCCUCUCAUGUUCAAGGACCAGAUGCAGCAGGACGUCAUCAUGGUGCUGAAGUUUCCCUUCAAUUCCCCGGUGACACACGUGGCCGCCAACACUCUGCCCCACCUCCUCGUACCCGCUGUGGUCACUAUCACCUGCAGUCGCCUCUUUGCCGUCAACAGGUGGCACAACACUGUUGGUCUCAGAGGAGCACCAGGUUAUUCUCUGGAACAGGCUCAUCAUUUACCAAUAGAGAUGGAUUCUCUGGUCGCCAACAGCAGUGGAAGCAACAAGCGUCAGAUCACAGACUUAGUGGACCAGAGCAUCCAAAUCACCACACACUGUUUUGUGGUGACAGCUGACAACCGCUACAUCCUGGUGUGCGGCUUCUGGGACAAGAGCUUUCGUGUGUACUCCUCCGAGACAGGUAAACUGACCCAGAUCGUUUUCGGACACUGGGACGUGGUGACGUGUUUGGCCCGGUCAGAGUCGUACAUCGGAGGAGACUGUUACAUCGUCUCCGGGUCCAGGGACGCGACGCUGCUGCUGUGGUACUGGAGUGGACGACACCAUAUCAUCGGUGACAACCCAAACAACGGUGACUAUCCAGCCCCACGAGCCGUCCUGACCGGUCACGACCAGGAGGUCGUGUGUGUGUCAGUGUGUGCAGAGUUGGGCCUGGUCAUCAGCGGAGCCAAAGAGGGUCCAUGUCUGGUCCACACCAUCACCGGGGACCUGCUGCGAGCUCUGGAGGGGCCCGAACUCUACCGGUGCCCUCGGCUCAUCACGGUGUCCAGCGAGGGCCACUGCAUCAUCUACUACGAGAGAGGCCGCUUCUGCAACUUCAGCAUCAACGGGAAACUGUUGGCACAGAUUGAGAUCAACGAUUCCACCAGGGCGAUUCUCCUCAGCAGCGACGGCCACAACCUGGUGACGGGCGGAGACAACGGCGUGGUGGAGGUGUGGCAGGCGUGCGACUUCAAACAGCUCUAUGUCUACCCGGGCUGCGACGCCGGCGUCCGAGCCAUGGAUCUAUCACACGAUCAAAGGACUUUGGUCACAGGAAUGGCCUCAGGCAGCAUUGUGGCUUUUAACAUUGAUUUCAACCGGUGGCACUUUGAGCAUCAAAACAGGUACUGAGGAGGAUACAGUCACGAAGAACAUCAGCCAACCAGGGACCUAACCAAGAGAGAAAAACUCACAGAGGACAACCAACAGAGGAGAACCAACACAGGCGAACUAAGAGAGGAGAACCAACAGAGGAAAACUUAACAGAAUAACUUACAGAGGAGAACCAACAGAGGAAAACUACAGAGGAGAACCAGUGGACCUGGUGUAGCUACUACAAAAUACAACAUUCUCACAUUUGUCUGUAUUUGUUCCCUUGUUGGUUGUUUGUGUCUUGACCUGAGAAACCAGCUGAUGUUUUAUUAUCCCACCAACUUUUGCCAAAACAGCUUCUGUGGUUCAGGGUUAAAAGUGACACUGAAAUCAACUUAAUUCAACAAUAAUUAUUAUAAUAACAAUAAUAUUAAUAAUCAUAAUAAUAAUAAUAAUAAUAAUAAAGUUCCUGUUUCAAAUUGUGAUGAACAAACAUGUUUAAAAAAACAUUUAUACAACAUUUGUAUGACAGCUACAUAUCUCACUUGGAACAGUUUUAUAGAGUAUUUAAGUGUAAAUAUGAACACUGUAAAGGAUCUGUUUAGAGGAGCCGCCAUUUUGUCCACAUGUCAGUCAUGUGACCCCCACCCCCCCAUGUUCAAAAUAGCCGCCUUGCUCUCGGGCUCUGCGUUGGUUAGUGAUUCAUGUUUAUGGCCAUUUUGUCCGAUCAUUCCUCUGUGAUUCAGUGGUUAAAUGUGUGUUAAUGUGAAAAAAACGGCGUUGGUUUGUUCAUUUUGUCGUUUAAAUUAUAGAAAAAAAGUCGUCAAGUCUGUGAAUUAUUUGUUUGAUAAAUUAUUGUUCUGAGGGGAAAUCUUUUUUUUUUUAAUGUUGUUGUUGAACGUUGUCGACAAAGAAUCGAAGCUACUGUUCACGUAUUUGUCUUUAAAACAGAAAAUAGCACUAGCUUUGUUUACAUGGACACAAGUAAUCGGAAUAAAAAAAUAUAUCACGUAAACGUGCCACUUUGAAAACUCUGAUCCGAUACAGCACAUUCGGAAUUAAACAUCGUAAUGCUGGUUAUGUGUUUCACUGUGGCCUACUUUACGCCUGGCAGUAAUGCAUUUUCUGUGAUCGGAUUACGAUCUCAGAAAAUGUAGUAAAUCUGAAAUUGAAAAAAAUCAGAAUUGUGACUUAAUUCUCAGAAUUCUAAGAAAAAAAAAGUUGCCUGAUUGCGUGAGUGUAAAUAUGCCAGAGGACGGAUUGUUGUCCCAUCUGCUAAACCACUUUGAGAGGUGGUCAGUGGGGGUGAAAAUACGUGGGCCGGAUAUUUGUAAAUGUGGGUGUGUACGUGAAAGGUAAUUACAAAUAGUUUCUUAAUUGACAAAAGUUUGAACAGAUUUUUGUUAUAUUAACAAAAAUAAGGCAUAAUUCUGUGAUUAAAUUUAGAAUUCAGAGAAAAAAAAAUCAUAAUUUGGGGAAAAAAACGAGGAAAUCUUCACUCUCAAAAGACAAGAAAAGUCUAAAAUGUCAAUAUUUAACCUGGUAGUAGUAGCCUGGUGUAUUUAGUGACAGCCUUGCUGAAAGCCGGUGAUCAUGAGCCCAAUCACUGCGCUCUGCUCGCGCAGGAAGCACUGAACGAUUCGGUACGUUCAGAAACCAAGUAGCGUCGAGUCAUGCUCAAACUAUAUAGUGGAAAAGCACCAAUAGUGUGUGAUUAGCUCGGAAGAAGUGUCUUUUGUUUAGGAGAGGCUGCGUUAGGCACGAGUGAGUCAAGCUACCAAUGAAUUCAAGAAGAGUAGCUAGCUAACUAGCGGGUAAACCACUCUGUUUUGUUUUCUCUGGUUGACGCCGCAGCCUCAGGGUUAGCUAUUAGCUGUUAGCUGCAGCAGCAAGGAAACAAAUCCCCCAUCUUUGUUAUUCCACACCGCAACGCCCACAAUAUGACAUAAAUCCCAUCCCAAACAAGAGGGCUGGUCUGUCUCUUUUUUCAGAAUCGACGUCUUGUGUCCGCGUAAACGUAAGCUACCGUCACUCACGCGGUUCCCGUUUUUCUUUUUUUUUCCCAGCUCGACUACUUUUGCACAAACUGUUUAAAAGUCAUGAACCUGCAGUGACACCACGUAUUGUUAAAGCAAUAUUCACAAAGUUCUCCGCUGCGACCACAGCCGAUGUUUUUAAAAGCAACGUGAAAGCGACUGCGCCUGCCUUUAAUUGCUGUCACGAGCAGUCGCGAGCCGACGGUUUAAACACAAACAAAAAUAUGCAAGUUAUCUUUGUGUUUGCAUUGUGAUUUCUUCUUUUUCUUUUGUUUUCUGGCGGUGCCGAGAGUCACCGCCCGACCUGAAGCUGACGUCGUUGCAUGAAAAAUACGGAAGUCUUUGGGUUUGUGUUCUGUUCAUGUUGUCAACAUCUCUUUGACGAAAAGUAAAUAAAUAAAUGAAUAAAACUUGUUAAUAUGUAAAAACUCGGUGGAUUCUGAUGUGGAUUCAGCAAUACUCCAGUGUCAGGAGUAUUUUUGUACUCAUUUAUUAGUCAAAACUGCGUAUCAA
This is a messenger RNA of Solea solea (common sole), 11368 nucleotides long. RefSeq names its product neurobeachin b (gene nbeab). The record is from RefSeq and is a predicted model, not a curated record. Gene Ontology annotation, biological process: intracellular protein localization. NCBI's taxonomy places the organism in Eukaryota, Metazoa, Chordata, Actinopteri, Pleuronectiformes, Soleidae. Gene Ontology annotation, molecular function: protein kinase binding. The coding region runs from base 183 to 8858 and encodes 2891 amino acids. The transcript is spliced from 56 exons. Gene Ontology annotation, cellular component: cytosol; membrane.